AUGGCGGCCAGCAUUCUGAACUUGUUGUUUCACGUUGUCGGCUUGGUUGUCAUACUAGCUGCAGUAACCUACUAUUGCCUCUUCACUCCGCCAAAGCACCCUGUUGGAGUCCCCGUCAUUCCAUUCUGGGUGGCUCUCCUACCCAUCUUUAGAACCGUUGAUCAAGGCGAAAUCUUCAGACAGUACCUUCGGAAACCAUUGUUCAGCCACGGUGCAGUGAAGAUAUGGUUCGGCGGGAAAUGGAACGUCCUCGUCCACAGCCCGGCAUAUGUCACGGAAUUAUUCAAGCGAGAAGAUGUGUACCAAAAGAGCGGAAACUUCCAAAAGAUACCGCACUCUGUGUUGGGAGCAUUCCUAGGAGACCAGAUCAUCUCGAACACAGGAGAGGCGUGGAAACUCUACCAGGGCGUCAUCAAGCCGGGCUUGCAGCGGCCAUUCGACCACAACAUCAUUGUCUCGAACGCACGACGCCUUGCGGGACUUGUGAAGGACGCUCAAUCGCGUGUUGGAGAUGGUGGUGUCGUCAUUCACGGGUUAUUCCAAAAGUACUGCAUCCAGAACUAUGGAGAGGUCUUUUUGAGAACAGACCUCAAGUCAAUGGCACCAGACGACAUUCCCAUCCUCAAGCUACAGAAGAGGGUUCGUUUCGAGGUCACCGACGCCAUCGUCUUCAACUUUCCAAUCGUGGACCGUCUCCCACUUCAAUGGCGCAUAAAUGCGCGGCAGUUAACGGUCGAUUACAAGGACGAACUGGUCCGCCUGGCAUUUAAUGCACCACCCAAGGUCAUUGACGAGCCUGACCAUCUUAUCGAUCACAUGGUUUCCGCCAGGAAGUCCGGAUCCUUCACUGAGAAACAACUUCGCGAUAACUUGACCAUUACGUUUGUCGCAGGUCAUGAGAACCCUCUUCUGGCGCUAUUAUCAAGCAUGUAUUUACUUGCAAAGAAUCCGACUGUGCAAGAACGGUUAUGUGCCGAAAUUGCGGCCACCGGCGAAGAAGGCCCUUCUUUGGAUACCAUACAGACCAUGUAUUGGCUUACCGCCAUCGUUUACGAGAGUCUCCGACUACUGCCGCCCAUAGCACAGUUAAUCACUCGGCGAGCAGCCACGUCAGUCAUGCUGGACCAUGACAAAGUGAUACCCGAGGGCACGUAUGUCGGCUAUCAUUCCUACUCUACUAACCGAGACCCCGGCGCGUGGGGAUCCGAUGCAGACGAGUUCCGGCCAGAGAGAUGGGGUGCUUCGUAUGAGGAGGUACAGAAAGAAUAUCGGUUGCGGCGCAGCAGGGCCGAGUUCAUCUCUUUUCAUGGCGGUAGACGGGCCUGUCUUGGUGAGCGGUAUGCAUUGGUGCAGAUCAAGAUUACUCUGUUUAUUUUGGUCAAGGAGAUGCGUUGGAGGCUUGAUCCUGAAUGGCCGGAGAGGUUGUCUGCGACGACUCCUCUUCACCCAAAGGGUCUGCGACUAAUUUUUGAAAGUCGAAAAUGCUAG
Molecule: messenger RNA, 1488 nt
Organism: Pochonia chlamydosporia 170
Lineage: Eukaryota; Fungi; Ascomycota; Sordariomycetes; Hypocreales; Clavicipitaceae
Product: cytochrome p450
Exons: 4
Coding region: 1-1488 (495 amino acids)
Molecular function (GO): oxidoreductase activity, acting on paired donors, with incorporation or reduction of molecular oxygen; heme binding; iron ion binding
Source: RefSeq, a predicted model, not a curated record